Messenger RNA from Rhizophagus irregularis DAOM 181602=DAOM 197198, 379 nucleotides. RefSeq lists its product as uncharacterized. The record is from RefSeq and is a predicted model, not a curated record. NCBI's taxonomy places the organism in Eukaryota, Fungi, Glomeromycota, Glomeromycetes, Glomerales, Glomeraceae.
UUAUGGAGUUAGCCGUAGUAGCAAUAUUAUUCCCACAGAUUUGUAUCAAUUUAUUGUGAAGAUUUUCACAGCAAUGUGUAAUAAACUAAGUGUGAACAUUUUAAGAGAAACACUUGGAUUUGGAUCUGAAGGAAGAAUCCUGGAACAAACAUGGCAGAAGGAAUUUUAUAGAAUCGGUACACAGGUAUUGAGAAGGAAUCAUUUUUUGUCACCUGAAGUAGGUUCAGUUUUUGGAUGUGAAGGAAAGAUAGAUUUCUAUGUGGACAAGUUAGACUGGGCAAUAUAACUUUUGAGAGAUGAUGAAGAUAUGAAAGGGCACAAGGACAGAUUUGAACCUAGUUAGAACUUCUAUAUCCAUAGGCCACAAAUAUUAUAAUAU